UGCCUUACUCACAUCACAUGCUCAUCCACCGCCUAUUCCGACGGGCUAGAUCUCAUUUGGUUUUAUCGAUCGGCCCCAGGCCCGUUCAGGACCAGCACCAUCGCUGCACUGUUUCGUCACGUCGAAGUGCGUCCGCGGCAGCACACCCACUUUGCUGUGGCGAGAGACAUUAGAUCGGUUGGUUGGGCUUGUUCGACUUGUCCGACCGGAGGACCGCCGGGCAUGGGUGCAGGUCUGCAGAGAGCUUGUGCAUGGGUGGAACUAACUAGAGCGCGUUGGAGCUGUGACUGCACUAGGCAGCUCCCGGGGCUCAGAGCGCUCCAGUUUCUAGUUGUGUCGUUGUGUGCAUUGUACGCUUCAUACCAAGUCUGGGGUGAUUGAAAUCUUUUGUAGUUGGGUAUAGAUCUGUUACUCGCACAUCUGUCAACGUUCUCUGGAAGCAGUCAAGAUUGACGAUCAUGGUGUUUACAGUGUUCGCUCCUGGUUCUGCUGUCCGAAGGACGAGGGGUGAAGGCGAUGCAAGAAACGACCAAAGGGAAAGUUCGUUAUGGCUAUGUUUAUGAUCACGACCGCCAGCGCUCUUACAGUUCUGUUGCAUUAGUCAGGGGUUCUCAGGGGGUGUCUGCUCAGCGACGACGUGAGAAGGUUCUGCAUCAUGAAGGAGAUGUUGGUCGGGGCACUCGUUUGGUCAGUAUCCAUCGCACUGGUUUCCGGCAGAGUUGGUGGUACAUUCUUGGGAGUCCUCCGCCUUGGUGAAGAGUCUAGCUCCAAUGCGACACUGCCCGCCAGUGACAUGCGAGCGCGUCCGCUUCCACCAGCCGACGCCAGUGCAAAUGCCAUGGUGUGGAUGAACGCGCUUCUGAUUGUGACUGCCGUGGCUUUGUCCGUAGCAAUCGUGGUGUUGGUGUUCAUGAUUCGUCGUUUGCACCAUCGUAGGCAUACUGUCCUGAUACCCGAGUCGCCCUGGAAGAGCGGAGGACGGAGCAACCAGCCUUCUUUCCACACUACAUGCCCUCUGCUGAAAAGGGAAGAGCUCGAAGCCGCAUGUGAAGAUUUCAGCAACAUCAUCGGGUCGUCACCCGACGGGUUCCUGUACAAAGGAACACUCUCCGAUGGCACUGAGAUCGCUGUGACGAGCAUCCGGAUGUGCGCCGCGGACUGGUCGCCAAAAUACGAGCUCUCCUUCCGCCGCAAAGUGGAGGGGUUAUCGCGCAUGAAGCACAAACAUCUUGUAAAUUUGGUGGGUUACUGUGUCGAAGAAGAGCCCUUCACGCGCAUGCUUGUUUUCGAGUAUGCCUCGAAUGGUACUCUCUCGGACCAUCUUCACAACCCCAAGGAGAUGGAGCAUCUGGACUGGCCGACUCGAAUGCGCGUCAUCAUGGGAGCUGCAUACGGGCUCGAGUACAUGCAUCACGACCUGACCCCACCUUGCAGCCACUUGAACUUCGACGCUAAUGCUAUAUACCUCACGGACGAACAUUCCGCUAAGAUCGCCAAUUUCGGCAUUGCGAGGAUGAGUGCAGGCAAUCCCAAACAAGACCAAAUGCUUCAUGGGUGCAAUAGCUGGAUGGGUUGUACGGUAAGCGAGGGAUACUCGGAAGAAUGGGAUGGCUUAUACCGACACUGCCCUGGGUUUGAGGGCAACAUGUACGACUUCGGCGUGUUUAUAUUGCAAACGAUCAGUGGACGGCCCCCAUAUUGUGAGCUAGAACAGGAGAAUCUGGUGAAUUGGGCGGAAAGAUAUUUGUCCGACCCGAAGUUGAUGUUGCAUCUGGUUGAUCCCGAGCUGAAGUUGCACAAUGCCCAGGAACUAGUAGCGUUGUGUAAGAUAGUGCAGAUGUGUUUGUCUGACAAGGGAUACAAGCGGCCCUCUAUGCGGAAGGUAAGUCGGAUGCUCGCGGAGGCACUGAACAUGACUCCGGAAGCGGCGACGAUGAGAGCUUCCCCGCUGCUUUGGGCUCAAUUAUCAAUCCUCGACGACUCCACAUAAGAGUAAGGAUGUGGCUGCUCCAUAGGUGUUGCUUUGUGGACCCUGUUAAUUUCGCUCAAAGACCAGUCAUAGUCGUAUUGGUUUCCACGCAGCUGCAGGUUGUGAUGCCAACGGAGGUGAAUUGUACUUUUAUCAUGAAACCUGCUCCUGCCAUUCAUGCUUUUGUAUAGUAAACAUGACGUGAUGGUCGCAUUUAACCUGGGAACCUUUCCCUUGCAGAGGGGUCCACGAGUUAGGUUUACCAUUCUUUAACCAGAAGUGUAGGGCUACCUUGCAGAAGUCAUAUACUUGUGUACCAUCAACGCAGAACCAAGUGUAUCAAAUUUUGAGUAGCGCGUCUAAGCUGACAUUGUCGUCUGCCUAUGAUUAGAUGCAUGUAACAUUCUCCCCUGGAGGUUUUAUUCUGCUCUUGUGAAAUGCCUUGCUUCUGCCGGACUUCUACAGCAUCUCAUUUGACACUAAGUUGCCUCUUGGAUCUAGCAUUCGACUAUGGGUGGGGUGAGUCGAUAAUUAUAGUAGACAUUUAGUGGGAUAGUGUUGAAAGGGAACAACGGUUAUCAAAUCGAGAUAUCUUUCGUUAGUUUGUUCUACUGCACGAAUGCAUGGAACGGAGUGGACCACAGAGUAUCAGUGACAUUGUGAAUCGCGGCAUUCAUGGCAUCACGCACUGCUGCGAAAGGAUCGCGGACGGGAAGCAUGAGGCGGUGGCUUCAUGUGGGAAGAAAAAACAAAGGGAAGUUGAUUAACAAGUGAACUGUAGAAACGUCAUAAUAUCAUUCAUAUUACACAUGAUAUGCAGUCAGAACCACGACAUUCAGAACAGGAAUAACGCUGUAUGUAUCAUACAUGCCGUAUAUGUAAUCAUCCUCGAACCGAUCAGCAGCUAGAAGCAGAGUGAGCGUGGUAAAUAGUUUAGGCGAUACUGCAGCCGUUAUGUACAGAAAGGAAUGAUAUCUGCACAUUAUGUAAUACAAAGAAGACGUCCAGUCGAGGAUUCAACGUU
Molecule: messenger RNA, 2993 nt
Organism: Physcomitrium patens
Lineage: Eukaryota; Viridiplantae; Streptophyta; Bryopsida; Funariales; Funariaceae
Product: protein MALE DISCOVERER 2
Biological process (GO): protein phosphorylation
Molecular function (GO): ATP binding; protein kinase activity
Source: RefSeq, a predicted model, not a curated record